UGGGAAGUUGAGAAGUAUCCAGCGGCUCCAAUAUGGUACGCGAUGUGAGCCGAGGCUUGCGGUUUAGACAGAAACGGAAUCUACACAGCACAGCUGGAAGUUUUUGGGGAGCUAAGACCUGGACUCCUAAGUGACCCGGCGACCGUGAUCUAUACUCCAGAUAGCGCUGCGAUUUAGACUAGGAACCGAUCCAGUCGCCAUAAUUUGAAUUACUGAAUAACCUAGAAGCAGCAGUCUGGACUGCUGAGUAACCAGGCUGCCGGGAGGACUUGGUGACCCUGUGGAUAUUAUCUGGACUACGCAGACAGGAGGUGUGUGCUUGUUGGAACUCGGACUGAGACGGCGCCUGCGACCGUGACCGGACGGCUGUGUUUUGUAAGACAAAGUGAGCCGCCGCUUCGUGUCGACACUACGCGAGUGCGAGCAGUCCCCCAGCCAUGGCCUUUUCACAGGUUCAGUGUCUGGACGAUAACCACGUGAACGUGCGCUUCUCAGAGGGCAAGCCCGAGUUCUUCUACAGUGAGGAGCAGCGACUGGCACUGGAGGCGCUGCUACAGGACGGUCCGCAGGCCUUUCGGGACGAGGUGCAAAAACUUAAAAUUCGGGACUUCCUCUCUGAGCCCGAGCUUCAGCAGAUCGCCGGUUUUGUGGAAAAGUACCGCCCAGGAGGGGAGGAGCGCGGUUCGGAAGAGGGGGAUCAGGACUCUUUGGAAUAUUGGCCAGACAAAUCUGACGUGUCCAUACCUGAGCUGGACUUAGGAUGGCCGGACAUCUCAUCGUACCGUGGCGUGACCCGAGCCAACGUGUACACGCAGCCACCUAUGGAGGGGCAGGCGCACAUCAAAGAGGUGGUGCGGAAGAUGAUCGGGCAAGCGCAGAAGGUGAUCUCUGUGGUCAUGGACAUCUUUACUGACGUGGAUAUUUUUAAGGACCUCUUGGAUGCUGGAUUUAAGAGGAAAGUUCCAGUCUACAUUAUAAUUGAAGAAACCAGUGUGCCACAUUUCCUUCAAAUGUGUGAGAGAGCUGGGAUGCACACCGGCCACAUGAAGAACCUGCGGGUGCGUGCCACACGUGGAUGCGAGUUCCACACCCACUCGUCCCUCAGAGUCCAUGGUCUGCUCAGCCAAAAGUUCAUGUUUGUGGAUGGAGACCGGGCGGUGUCCGGCUCGUACAGCUUUACGUGGACUGCAGCCAGAAUGGACAGGAACUUGAUCACAGUGCUCACUGGCCAGGCAGUGGACAUAUUUGACAAACAGUUUCGGGACCUCUACCUGACUUCCAAGAGUGUGAACCUGCAGCACAUCAGUCUGGAGAAGGAGCCAGAGCCAGAGAUGGCUCCACAGGUGCCCAUGCCAGCACUGCCUUCUGCUGAAGUUGUGCGCAAAAUGAUCAACCCCAAAUAUGCUUUGGUAAGGACCAGUAACAUGGAGACUGGUUCUGGUGGGGCAUCAUCUGAAAAGACCAGUGAGCCCAUCAAAGACAACAGCACAAGGGGCAAUAAGGCCAAAGUCAAGGCCCCGGAGCCCAAAGAGGAACCGGCCAUCAUUCACCCUGGCCUUCUGGACUUGGAGCGUGCCAACAUGAUCGACUACCUACCAACCUGGCCAGACCCCGAACCCCCAAGUGACGUCAUUGGAUUCAUCAACAUCAGGGAUGUCAACAAACCCAUCCAGGCACACCUCAUGAGGUCUCAACUCUUUGAGACAUCCCAGGCCAUUCGCUUUAAAAAGCCCAUCAAAGUCCAAGAAAAAAGUGAGUCUCAGGAUCCCAACCCCAAAGGGGGGAUGGCCAGCCACAGCACCAAGGAGGAGGAAGAGAGCCAAAAGAAAGUCUCACAGGUGGCAGAACAAAAGCCGAACCUGUCUGCACCCCCCGUUCCAAAACCCCGGACAGUCCAGUUAAUAUUUAGCGAUCAAAAAACAGACUCUCCAGAGGUUAUGAAAUUAGUUGUUGAGUCAGAAAAGAAUCGCUCAACUGAGGGUACACAGUUCCAAAAGACCCCAAUAGGCUUUAACCGCACAUACAGUCCUGGUGAAGAGCUGAGCAUACAGGCACAUGACGGAGGCCGCGGAUUCAGCCCGCAUGGAGUUUCCAGCAUCUCGUCAACAUCGGAGGAGUACUUUGAGUGCGAGGACCUGGAAAGUGCUAAGCAGGGAAAUCUGCCCAAUGGCCUUCCUGACGCUGAUGCCAGGUUGAAGCAGAGCAGUGCAGGACCAGAACAAAGGGAAAUGCAGCUGGAGCAGAGAGGGCUUCAUCGAGACCAGAGGAAGACAAAGCACUUGCACCAUUUGAUCACCAGCUAUCCAUUUAACACUGCCCAGCCUGAAUGGGAGCAGCAAAAGCUGACGAGAGGACCAGUAAAGGUGGUCAUUGCCAAACCAGGAAGUUACCACAGACCUAGUAAGGCUAUGGCACCUGUAAUCGGAGGCCACAGGUACUGGCACAGCAAAGGCUUUGCCUCUGGGAAGCCAGGUUUUGGCCCACCAAUGUCUCCUAACAGAUCAACCAGUGGAUACAACCUGGCUGAUGGGCUCCUCCAGAAAACUGACAGUUCGAGGACGCCUUUUGGCAUCUCCUACAACAAACUGUCCCAGAUCAAACUCCUUAAAGGUAAGGUGCCCAGUCAUGGUGGCACCAUGCAGAGGAAGACACGACUGGAGUCACCCAGGAGCAAGGAUGUGGUCUAGUAGGAUGAGUAUUGGACACUUAGACCCUGGACUGACCAGGUUUUUUUUAUUUUAUUUUUUUUAAAUGCUCGAUUCCCACCCCUCCCUUUAUCCUUACCUGGUCAGUACACCAAUACCAAGUGGCUAGGAUGGUCAGUCCAAAUGUCAUGCCAGGCCAGGGAAGGUCGCCAGUCACAGGGUCUCGGAAAAGGUGCAUGGCAUCCGCUCGUGGGAGGUGACAUGUUGUGUUGGGGAUGAUCUUGGAGGGGAUUGCUCUCAGGUAGCGGUCCUCAAGGUUCUGGUAGCCCCCAAUCUUGCUGAAGGCUGUUGAGGCACCACAGUAUAUGGGCACCAUAACAAAAGGAAAAAAUUAGUUGGACCUGUUUGAAACAAUGCCAGCCUACACCCAUUAGGUCACUAUUGGCUUUCAGGUUGGCUUCCUUUCUUAGCAGUCACAAUCUCACACCAUUUAAAAGAA
Erpetoichthys calabaricus (reedfish) is the source of this 3144-nucleotide messenger RNA. RefSeq names its product protein FAM83G (gene sack1gb). Lineage: Eukaryota; Metazoa; Chordata; Cladistia; Polypteriformes; Polypteridae. The coding region runs from base 438 to 2687 and encodes 749 amino acids. The transcript has 5 exons. The record is from RefSeq and is a predicted model, not a curated record.